AUGCCUGGUUCCAUGCGUUUGUUUUAUCGCUUAGCCUUUCUUUCUCUUAUGCUUCCUUUCUAUGCCACUGAAUAUAUGUACCAUUUUGGUCUUAUUUCAUUUCUAUCUAUAUCUAUCUAUCUAAUAAUCAGUUCAUUUCUCAUCUAUCUAUCUAUCUAUCUAAUCCAGUUCAUUUCUAUCUAUCUAUCUAAUCCAGUUCAUUUCUAUCUAUCUAUCUAUCUAUCUAAUCCAGUUCAUUUCUAUCUAUCUAUCUAUCUAAUCCAGUUCAUUUCUAUCUAUCUAUCUAAUCCAGUUCUAUCUAUCCAUUCAUCUAUCUAUCUAUCUAUCUAUCUAAUCCAUUCUAUCUAUCUAAUCCAGUUCAUUUCAUCUAUCUAUCUAUCUAAUCCAUCAUUUAUCUAUCUAUCUAUCUAUCUAUCUAUCUAUCUAAUCUCCAUUCAUUUCUAUCUAUCUAUCUAUCUAUCUAUCUAUCUAAUCCAGUUCAUUUCUAUCUAUCUAUCUAAUCCAGUUCAUUUCUAUCUAUCUAUCUAUCUAUCUAUCUAUCUAUCUAUCUAUCUAUCUAUCUAUCUAUCUAAUCCAGUUCAUUUCUAUCUAUCUAUCUAUCUAAUCCAUUCAUUUCUUUCUAUCUAUCUAUCUAAUCCAGUUCAUUUCUUUCUUUCUAUCUAUCUAAUCCAGUUCAUUUCUUUCUAUCUAUCUAUCUAUCUAUCUAAUCCAGUUCAUUUCUUUCUAUCUAUCUAUCUAUCUAUCUAUCUAUUUAAUCCAGUUCAUUUCUUUCUUCUAUCCAUCUAUCUAAUCCAUUUAAUCCAGUUCAUUUCUUUUCAUUAUCUAAUCCAGUUAUUUCUAUCUAUCUAUCUAAUAAUCCAGUUCAUUCAUCUAUCUAUCUAUCUAUCUAAUCUUUUCAUUCUAUCUAUCUAUCUAAUAUCUAUCUAUCUAUCUAUCCAGUUCAUUUCAUCUAUCUAUAUCUAUCCAGUUCAUUUCUAUAUCUAUCUAUCUAUCCAGUUCAUUUCAUCUAUAUCUAUCUAUCUAAUCAGUUCAUUUCUCAUAUCUAUCUAUCUAUCUAAUCCAGUUCAUUUCAUUUCUAUCUAUCUAUCUAAUCCAUUCAUUUCAUUAUCUAUCUAUAUCUAUCUAUCUAAUCAGUUCAUUUAUCUAUCUAUCUAUCUAUCUAAUCCAGUUCAUUUGAUUAUCUAUCUAAUUUAUUCAUUCUAUCUAUCCAGUUAUAUCUAUCUAUCUAUCUAUCUAUCUAAUCCAUUUUCUAUCUUCAUCUAUCAUCUAUCUAUCUAUUCCAGUUCAUUUCUAUCUAUCUAUCUAUCUAUCUAUCUAAUCCAGUUCAUUUUAUCUAUCUAUCUAUCUAAUCUAAUCAUCUAA
Molecule: messenger RNA, 1362 nt
Organism: Acanthosepion pharaonis
Lineage: Eukaryota; Metazoa; Mollusca; Cephalopoda; Sepiida; Sepiidae
Source: the annotation of a GenBank genome assembly